Molecule: messenger RNA, 2097 nt
Organism: Oncorhynchus masou masou (cherry salmon)
Lineage: Eukaryota; Metazoa; Chordata; Actinopteri; Salmoniformes; Salmonidae
Product: polymeric immunoglobulin receptor-like
Exons: 11
Coding region: 92-1339 (415 amino acids)
Cellular component (GO): plasma membrane
Molecular function (GO): transmembrane signaling receptor activity
Source: RefSeq, a predicted model, not a curated record
GUAGUCAGUUGACUGGGUGCCUUGAUUGCGGACACACCAGUACUCCCACACAAACAUAAAUACUACCAGAGACGUUCUCUCUCAUCCAUUCAUGGCUCCACAUCUCCUCCUUGUCCUGCGCAUCCUUUUCUUCCUCACUGGAGUCUCAGAUACACAGAGUGUGUCCACAGUGAGUCAUGUGUCUGUAAAGCAAGGAGGCUCCAUCACCAUCCCAUGUCUCUAUAAUCAGAGAUAUAGAAACAAUGUGAAAUACUGGUGUAGGGGAUAUAAUUGGUUAGGUUGCUCUACUGUAGUACGCACUGACCGUCCUAAGACCAGUGGAAAGACCUCAGUCUCUGAUGACAUCAACCAGCGAGUCUUCACUGUGACCAUGACAAGUCUUAGUCCUAGUGAUUCUGAUUAUUACUGGUGUAUUGUGGAGAGGAAUAUCAAUGUAGAUGAUGGGGUUAGACUGCAGAUAUCUGUUACUCCAGGUUCUCCAGAACUCUACGUGGACCAACAACAGAUGACUGGAGUUGUAGGAGGGAGUGUCACUGUGCUCUGUUACUAUAGUUCACAAGGAAGCAGUGGGAGGUGGUGCAGGAUGGGAGGCUCUUGUGUGGCUGUGGGACUUUCUGGGGCUUUAGAUGGAACAUGUGUGAAGUUAGUGCAGGAGCAGAGCCGAACCACCAACGGUUAUGUCUUAAUGGUGACUAUAAGUGGAUUGAUGAUGGAGAACACUGGCUGGUACUGGUGCAAAAAGGGAGAACAACAGAUGCCUGUUCAUAUCACUGUCAAUCAACCAACCACAACGCAGAGCACGACCACAACAACACAAGCUUCAUCCACUCACCAAGCGUCACUAACCAGUGCUAAGUCUAACACUCCGCCCACAGUUUCCCCUUCUGUUACGAACAGGGACAAUGUUGUAACUAACGAGAACACAGAUGAGAAGCACCAGAGUUUGCUGGAAGUCCUGUUCAUUCCUCUGAGCCUGUUGGUGGUGUUGAUAGUUGUUACAUUGGUCACAUUGAAGAUGAUGAGAAAACAUAAGGACAAGAAAGCAAAGGGCCAACCACCAAACACCACAGUAUUCCUGAACCCUGAGAGCCACGGUGACUUGUACAGCACUGUGAUCCCUAAGCAGCACAGGACAGCAAAAAAGGACCCAUUACCUGAUGAUGCAGUGACAUACAGCACCGUGGUCACCAAGAACAAGGUCCAACCAAAUGUUCCAUUACCUGAUGAUGCAGUGACAUACAGCACUGUGGUCACCAAGAACAAGACCCAACCAAAUGCAGCAGAACCAGAUGAUGUGAUCUACAGCACAGUCUACAACACCAGAGAUAGCAGGGAGUAGCAGCAGAGCAGUGACUGAAUUAAAUCCUUGGUCCCAAAGAACCAGACCAGCUUUAUGGGGGAAAAUACUGGAGGAUCUCAGUGUACUAAGGCAUCAGAAGAAAAGUGUCCAGAUUGACAGUAAAACAUAAUGUUAUUUUAUUUGUCACCCCCUGCCCCAAACCUUUCUCCUUAUUAUUUUGUAUUGUUCACUUUUUCUUUUUAAAGGAAGAAUCAAAAUGUAUGUAAGGGGACAGCCGAAUAACCCUUUUAGGUUUGAGAUGGCACAUCUUUUUCUAAGAGUGUAGGCUGACUGUCUUAAGUGGAAAGGUAGGCCAAACUUUUGAAAGUACAAUGCUCAGAUUCCUGAUUUAAUUAUUUGCAAACAGCGACAGUUUCGUUGCAAACAGGACAAACUGAUUUGGCAUUGGAGAAAUAUUCAAUAUUUAAGGCUCUGGUCUGUACAGGAGGUGAGGAUAAUGCUGUCCACUUUGUUUUAAUUAUUUAUUUUGGGUAGAGGGGAGGGUCACUUGUUUUCUUUCUAGGGUUUAGGUCAAAUAUAUUUAGCUCAAGAGCGGGCCAUCCAACUUCAUUUCAGAGAUGUCCGAUUUUCUCCAUUUAACCCUUAUUAUAAUUAACGUUCACUCUCUAACCUGUAUAUAUUAUAGACUGAACGUCUUGUAUUAAACUGUCACAAUUAUGUCCAUGUGGACUUUUAACUAACGUGUGUUUCUUCAAUAAAAACAGAAUAAACAUGAAUGUUUUAUUUUUAUUAAAGAA